AUGUCCCCCGAACAAGCAGUCGUAGUAAUCGGCUCCGGCCUGGCAGGCCUCUGCGCCACUACCCAGCUGAUCGCGCACCGCAUCCCCGUCAUCAUGCUCGAGCGCGCCGCCAAACCCGGCGGAAACAGCAUCAAGGCCUCGUCCGGGAUCAACGGCGCGCCGACGCGGUUCCAGCCCGCGCUCCAACACGACACUACGGACCUCUUCCUCGCCGACACGCUCAGCUCUGCCGGCGGCCGGCUCACCAGCUCCGUCGCCGAGGAGCGCGCGCGGCGCGAGAAGCUCAUCAACACGCUGGUCACGUCCUCGGCGGAGGCGGUCCACUGGCUCGCCGACGAGCAGGGCGUCGAUCUGAGCACGGUCACGCAACUCGGCGGCCACAGUCGCGCGCGCACACACCGCGGCGGCGCCGGCCAGAAGCCGCCCGGGUUUGCGAUCGUGAGUGCGCUGCUGGAGUCGCUGGAUCGGGAGCCGUUGUUUCAGCUGCGGACGAAUGCGAAAGUCACGAGGGUGAUUCAAGUGCAAGAAGGCCAACACGACGAGAAAGAAGGUAUGCUGGGGGUGGAGGUCGAUGCGGGGCAGGAGGGGGGGGAUAAUCGGACCGAGACGCUGUAUGGGCCGUUGGUGUUCGCGACGGGCGGCUUCGCCGGGGAUACGCAUGGAUUGUUGGAGAAGUACCGGCCGGAUCUGGCGGGGAUCCCGUCGACGAAUGACGCGCGCGAAGGCACGCAGCCGCUGCUGGAGGCGGUGGGGGCGGCGGUCGUCGAUAUGGAUCAGGUCCAGGUGCAUCCGACGGGGUUCGUGGAUGCGAAGGAUCCCGCGGCCCUCGUGAAGUUUCUCGCGGCCGAGGCGCUGAGAGGUGAAGGGGGGAUCUUGCUGGAUGGUCGGGGAGGGCGGUUUGUCGAUGAGUUGACAACGCGCGAGAAGGUCACCGCUGCUGUCAUGGCGAGCGCGAGUCCGUUGGAGGAUACCAGUCUGCGGCAGUGGGAUGUCACGCUAUUGAUGGACGAAGGGGCGGCGGCGGCUGCGAAAACGCAUCUCGAUUUCUACCUGUGGAAGGGGCUGAUGCGGAAGACCACGGUCGGCGAGCUCGCGCUCCCUCUCGUUCGCAACACGCUUCAGGGCUAUGCCGAUGUGGUCUCUGGCAAAAAGCCGGACGUGUUCGGGCGGACCUCGUUCGGGAACUGGACCUUGAAAGAUGUGGGUUCCGAUUCGGUGGUCUAUGUGGGACAGGUCACGCCCGUGGUUCAUUUCACCAUGGGAGGCGUCGUGAUCAACGAGUACAGUCAAGUGCUGGACAAGGACGGCGCUCCUAUCCAAGGCCUCUGGGCUGCAGGCGAGAUCACGGGCGGACUUCACGGUCAGAAUCGUCUAGGAGGUUCUUCCCUCCUGGAAUGUGUCGUCUUCGGGAGGAUAGCCGGUGAGAAUGCUGCUGCCUUCCAUCGGGAACACUAG
Molecule: messenger RNA, 1455 nt
Organism: Aspergillus aculeatus ATCC 16872
Lineage: Eukaryota; Fungi; Ascomycota; Eurotiomycetes; Eurotiales; Aspergillaceae
Gene: frdA
Product: putative FAD dependent oxidoreductase
Exons: 1
Coding region: 1-1455 (484 amino acids)
Molecular function (GO): FMN binding; oxidoreductase activity
Source: RefSeq, a predicted model, not a curated record